AACAUGCAGGGUGUUUUUGCACAAAACAUUUCUUUUACAGAGUUUAAACUGAAUGGCUUUUAUGCUUUGGGAGAAUGGAGACCUCUGCUAUUCAUUCCGUAUUUUUUGAUGUUCUUGUUGUCUGUCGUAGCCAACUGUAUGCUUUUGUAUGUAAUAGUAUCUAACAGGGCUCUGCACUCUCCUAUGUUUAUACUGAUUGGUCUUAUGACCAUUGUGGACUUGGGUGGACCAGUGCUUUUUGUACCACACAUGUUGCUUAGCCUUUUAUUUGGCUGGAAUGGGAUUUCUCUUCUGGGUUGUUUAAUACAAAUGCUUUGCAUUCAUUAUAAUGAAUCAUGUCAGUCUACAUUAUUGUUGUGUAUGGCACUGGAUCGUUACUUUGCUAUAUGCAGACCACUAUUUUAUCACAAGCAUAUGGAAGUCUCUAACUUCCUAAAAUUUAUUAUAGUGCCAUUAAUCAGAAAUGGAGUCCUAAUUACCACAUUUGUCUUUCUGGCUGGGAGACUGUCUUACUGUGCAACAAAUGUGAUGGAUCAUUGUUUUUGUGAGCACAUGGCAUUGGUUCAGUUAGCAUGUGGAGACAUUUCUAUUAACAACUUGGUAGGACUUUUGACUGCUUUCCUAGUACCAACUGUAGAUUUUGUUUUCAUUACUAUCUCUUAUAUAAUAAUAUUCAUCUCUGUUCUGAAAUCUGGCAAGACUCAUUUAAAGGCUAUGAAAACUUGUGUUACUCAUAUAAUUGUGAUGAUAUGUACUCUAACUUUUGCCUUAAUGGCGUUUUUGUCCUACAGAAUAAGAAAUGAUUUCUCUCCAAGCAGCCGUGUCUUUCUGAGUACAAUGUAUUUACUUUUCCCAAGCUGCUGCAACCCAAUCAUUUAUGGACUGAGAACAAAAGAAAUAAGACACCAUUUUCUAGAAUUAAUAAAACGCAUAAAGAUCAUACCCUUGUAA
Molecule: messenger RNA, 951 nt
Organism: Colossoma macropomum (tambaqui)
Lineage: Eukaryota; Metazoa; Chordata; Actinopteri; Characiformes; Serrasalmidae
Product: olfactory receptor 52K1-like
Exons: 1
Coding region: 4-951 (315 amino acids)
Biological process (GO): G protein-coupled receptor signaling pathway
Cellular component (GO): membrane
Molecular function (GO): G protein-coupled receptor activity; olfactory receptor activity
Source: RefSeq, a predicted model, not a curated record